CUCAGACAGGACAGAGCUGCUGCAAUAAGAAGCUCAGCGUCGGGGGAAACAGUGGACUGAGUGUACGAGAGGCACAAGUAGACAGGUAAUGAGAGAGGAAGCAGGAGGUGGAGCGAGCUGGCAAUACCGCAGGGGAAGGAAAUUUGGAAAGAGUGAAAUGAGAAAUCUGAGGUACAGUAAAUAUUUUGAGAGAAGACGGAAGGAAAUAAAAGGAAGUUCAAAAAAAGGAGAGAGUGGAGAGGGAAAGCGAAGGGCUGAAGUAAGCGAGAGCGACCGGCACGCCUGCCAGUGAAGACGAGGAGAAGAAAAGAGGGACUGAAAGGUGUGGGGUUCCAAACAAAACAACUGCACAUUUCUGAAGCUGAAAGAUUUCUCAAGCAAGACUUUUCCUGUCCAAGCUGUGAGAUGGAGUACAAGGUAACCGUGGCAACGGGAACCUCUGAGUACUCAGGAACGAACAACUACGUGUACGUGACCCUGGUGGGUGAGAAGGGGGAGAGUGAGAGGACGCUAUUGGACAACCCUGGGCUGGAUUUCUGUAGAGGCGCGGUGGAUGAGUACACAGUGUGCAGCGCUGCCCCCCUUGGCCAGCUGCUGCUGGUGCGGCUGGAGAAGCAGCGCUACUGGGUGGAGGACAACUGGUUCUGCCGCUAUGUGACCGUGGAGCCACCAGGGGGCAGCAGUGCUCUGACCUUCCCGUGUUACCGCUGGCUGAUUGGGGACGUUAAAGUGGAGCUGCGGGAGGGAACAGCAAAGAAGUUGUGCGAAGACUCCUUACCCCUACUCCUGGCUCACAGAGCAGCCGAGCUACAGGAAAGACAGAAACUAUAUCGGUGGCAGGCAUGGGCCCCAGGGAUCCCCAAGUGCAUUGAUGCUAAAUCGGAGAAUGACCUGCCUCAAGACGUGCGCUUCGAUAACGAGAAGCGGAGCGACUUCGAGGGGUCGCUGCAUUAUGCGUUGCUGGAGCUGUCCCUGAAGAAGCUAGCCAUAAAAUUUGGAAAGUCCUGGAAUGAUCUGGAUGAUUUCAAGCGCAUAUUCUGGAAACUAAGGAGCCCUAUUGCUGAGUACACCAUGGAGCACUGGAGAGAGGACUGGUUCUUUGGCUACCAGUUCCUGAAUGGCUCAAACCCCCGUAUGAUCCAACGCUGCUCAAAGCUGCCGGCAAACUUCCCCGUUUCUGGAGACAUGGUGCAGAGCUCCCUGGGACCGCACACCUCGCUGGAGAAAGAGAUGAAGGCAGGGAAUGUGUACCUGGUGGACCAUGCCAUUAUGGAUGGAGUUCCUGCCAACACGAUCCGGAACCGGCAGCAGCACCUGGCUGCACCCCUCUGUCUGCUUUAUGAGCACCCCGAAGAUGGCCUCAUCCCCCUGGCCAUACAGCUGAGACAGACUCCAGGGCUGGACUCACCCAUAUUCCUGCCCAGUGACCCACCCCUGGCCUGGUUGCUGGCCAAAAUAUGGGUUCGUCAUGCCGAGUUCCAGGUGUUCCAGGUGCUGUCCCACCUGCUGCGCACUCACCUGGUGGUGGAGGUGUUCUGCGUGGCCACACUCCGCCAGCUACCUGCUGUACACCCCAUCUACAAGCUGCUGGCGCCCCACCUGCGCUACACUCUGGAGAUAAACUCUCGCGGACGCACCCAGCUCAUAUCCCCGGACGGCAUCUUCAAAAGGGUGGUGUCUACAGGCGGCGACGGACUCCUGGUUCUGGCCCAGCGUGAGUACAAGGUUCUGACGUACAGGUCCCUGCAGCCCAACCUGGAUUUCCAUGACCGUGGGGUGACCAAGUUGAAAGGCUACUUCUACAGGGAUGACAGCAUGAUGCUGUGGGACGCCAUCCACAGUUUUGUUACAGGGAUGGUGUCUCUGUAUUACACCACUGACAGAGAUGUGGCCAAGGAUUCUGAGCUGCAGGCCUGGAUACAGGACGUCACCCACGAGGGAUUUGUGGAUGUUCCCAAAUUUGGUCUGUCCAGUGAGCUGAGGACCAAGAAGGAGCUAAUCACCCUUCUGAGUGUGGUGAUCUUCACCUGCACUGCACAGCACGCUGCCACUAAUAAUGGCCAGUUUGACUGGUGUGCUUGGGUCCCCAACACCCCAUGCACAAUGCGCCUCCCUCCACCGACUGACAAGGAUGCCGUCACCAUGGAGAUGAUCAUGGCCACUCUCCCUGACAUCAGCCAAUCCUGUGUGGAGAUGGCGAUCACAUGGCACUUGGGCAGAGCCCAGCCUGAUGCGAUCCCCAUGGCUCAGUAUGUGGAAGAUUACUUCACUGAACCUCAGGCCCAGAUGUUGAUUGAAAGCUUCCAGCAGGAGCUGAAGGAUGUGGAGGAGAGGAUCAUCAGAAAGAAUGAAGGCCUGGAGCUACAGUACCUGUACCUUUGCCCCAGCCGUAUUGAAAACAGCAUCACCAUAUAGUCUGCCUUGGCAUUGCUGUACAGAUUGUCUCAGUGUGACUAUAGAGACUGUUAGAGUCACUGCAGCUACUGUCCAAGAAUCACCAUAGAAACUAUCAUGGGAUCACCAUGGAGACUGUCCCAGCAUCAUCAGAUAUGCUGUAAGAGCAUCCAGAGAAUGUUGCCAAAAGCUGUUUGAGCAUCACAAUAGAGACUGUGUCAGUGUCAUCAUGGAGACCGUGCCAACAUCACCAUAUAGAUGGUCUCACCAUCACCACAGAGGCAGUUCAAGCAUCACCAUAUAUGCCGUCACCAUAGAGACUGCCUCAGCAUCACCAUACAGACUCAGUCUCAGCAUUACUGUAUACUUCAGGGGUUCUGUAAGUAUACACUAAGUCAGGGCUGGGACCCAGAACUGGGCUAUGACAGCAGGACAUUGAUAAUGUAGAAUUAGUGGUGUGGAAAUGGUAAGUAGUUACUAUGAUAUAUUUAUAGCUUUUCUUAAAUCACCUCCCAAUCAUCCUUGUCCUAAAAGGCUUACUACAUGGAAAGUUACUUACUUUGUGUCAUCUAAAGUAAACCUAAGACAGUUAA
This is a messenger RNA of Megalops cyprinoides (Indo-Pacific tarpon), 2987 nucleotides long. RefSeq names its product arachidonate 12-lipoxygenase (gene alox12). NCBI's taxonomy places the organism in Eukaryota, Metazoa, Chordata, Actinopteri, Elopiformes, Megalopidae. The record is from RefSeq and is a predicted model, not a curated record. Gene Ontology annotation, molecular function: iron ion binding; arachidonate 12(S)-lipoxygenase activity; arachidonate 15-lipoxygenase activity. Gene Ontology annotation, biological process: linoleic acid metabolic process; lipid oxidation. The coding region runs from base 406 to 2415 and encodes 669 amino acids. The transcript has 15 exons.